GUCUGGUUUGUCAUAACAUCCUGUGUGUAAGUGUGUUCUGAAACAGACAAAGGCAACUACUUCAGUGGGGAAGAAAUAACGGAUCGUAAGGUGCUGUGGGAAAAUAAAUCUGAGAUAUUUUAGUACUUGGAUGAUGGGCUGUAAUACAUCAGUGUGUAUGUAUGUAUGACUGAAUCGCUCGGGAAGGAGUGAGCGAAGAACAGUAGAAAAAAAACAAAAGAGGAAGUAGAGCAGAGGAUUCUGGUUAAUGAGUAACUGCCAGCAGCCUGUCUCAAAGGUCUUCCCCACCCUAGCCCUAAGCCUGCUGGGAAAAGGCUCUUGGCAGGCAGGGGAGCGAGGUAGAGAAAUGCUGAUAAGACUGCGUUAAAGAAGACCGGAAGAGAAGAGAGGGAAGACUCCUGUUCCUUGCUUGUUUUCUUGUUGUCUGACUUUCCUGGUCUCAUCACCCUUCCCCAGCCGGAGCUCUCUGUCAUGGGCAAGGCGAAGGCCAACGCUGGGCCCCUGGCCCGGAGGCCUGAUAACUCUGCUUUCAAACAGCAGAGACUGCCUGCCUGGUCCCCCAUGCUCACAGCUCAAACCGUCCUGCCUUUCUUCUACGGUAUGGCCAUUGUGUGUGUGCUGCUGGGAGCGUGGCUACUUGUCACCGUGCAGAAUACACAUGAACUGAAGGUAGACUACACACACGCAGGGUCAUGUGAUAAGUGUUUUGAGAAGCGUAAAGACCGUGCCAAUGCGAACCAGAGCUGCAACUGCACUGUGGUGUUUAACAUUGAGAACAUGUUCAAGGGAGAUGUGUUCUUCUAUUACGGCCUGAUCAACUUCCACCAGAACCUCCGGCAAUACAUGGACUCCAGGGAUGAUGGACAGAUGAUUGGGAGAAAUAAAAACCUCAGGAACCCGAGCUCCUAUUGCGAGCCCUUCAUAAAGGAUAAGAACGGACUCCCUAUUGCCCCUUGUGGGGCUGUGGCCAACAGCAUGUUCAACGACUCCUUCACUCUGGUGUACCACUCAGCAGCGGGCAGUCGGGUGGUUCCUCUAUUCAGGAAGGGCAUCACCUGGUACACCGACAAGAACGUCAAGUUCCGUAACCCACAGGUGGAGAACAAAACCCUAACGUUAGCACAGGUGUUUGAAGGCACGGGCCAGCCUCUGUACUGGCAGAAGCCCGUGUAUGACCUGGACCCCUGGGACCGCAACAACAACGGCUUCAUCAACGAGGACCUCAUCGUGUGGAUGAGGGAGGCUGCCUUCCCCAACUUCAAGAAGCUCUACGGGGUCCUGAAUCGAGCCAUAGAACCCUUCACCGAUGGGCUGCCGGCUGGAAACUACAGCGUCCUUAUCUCCUACAACUUCCCAGUGGAGUACUUCCAGGGCAGAAAGGAAGUGGUCCUGUCCACAGUCAGCUGGUUUGGGGGUCAGAACAACUUCCUGCCCGUAGCCUACCUGGUCACAGGCUGUCUCAUCCUGCUCCUCGCUGUCAUCCUCACCGCCGUCUGGUGGAAGUUUGGUAAGAACGGACGGAAUAUGGAGGAGUGAUGAAAAGGUGACGAAGAAGAGGAGACAUGGAAUUCAUAAUACUGUAGAUACAGUGAAUGUGAUUAUUAAAAUGGUCAAUGGUCUACAUUUAUGUAGUUCUGGAUUAGAGAUGGGGUUUGUGUUUUCAGCAUCAUGAAUGCUUGUACUUGGUUUAAUUUCCCUGCAUGACCAUGUGGUGGCAGUAGUGCGGUUAGAAUGAAACGAGGUGGGAAACCAUAGGAAAUUGUUUUCAGUGAUAAUUUAUGUCAGUGUUUGAAUAUGCAUUAAAGACAUGCUCUGGAACGUUG
This is a messenger RNA of Oncorhynchus mykiss (rainbow trout), 1823 nucleotides long. RefSeq names its product Cdc50 family member C (gene cdc50c). Gene Ontology annotation, biological process: phospholipid translocation. Gene Ontology annotation, cellular component: plasma membrane; Golgi apparatus; endoplasmic reticulum. The record is from RefSeq and is a predicted model, not a curated record. Lineage: Eukaryota; Metazoa; Chordata; Actinopteri; Salmoniformes; Salmonidae.